This is a messenger RNA of Lindgomyces ingoldianus, 843 nucleotides long. RefSeq lists its product as uncharacterized. Lineage: Eukaryota; Fungi; Ascomycota; Dothideomycetes; Pleosporales; Lindgomycetaceae. The transcript has 2 exons. The record is from RefSeq and is a predicted model, not a curated record. Gene Ontology annotation, cellular component: RNA polymerase III complex. Gene Ontology annotation, biological process: transcription by RNA polymerase III. The coding region runs from base 1 to 822 and encodes 273 amino acids.
AUGGCCUCGCGUGGAGGUCGCGGAGGACGAGGCGGGCGGAGCGGGACAGCUCGGGCCCCCCCAGGGACGGUCAGGAUCGCGGGUGUUGAGAUGGCUUGGGAUCUGACUGGCUUGGAGCUUAAGAAGUCGCCUACUGAGAGGUUCCCUAAGACAUCCAAUCCACCCCCUCCCCCGCCGACGGCAGCUGAGAAGGCUAUGCACCAGCGGCUCGUCACACUGCGCGACCGCAUCCACGACGGGCCCCUAUACACCGUCCUCGGUGACGGCAUGAAGACGGGGUUGAAACGCAAGGCCGAGGACCCCGCGCCCACGGAAGCCUCGCUCUUCAACCCCUUCACAGACAAUCUAACCUACUCGGCCAAGUACAUGAAGGUGCGAAGGAGAAUCCCGCGGCUAGACACACGCCCAUACGUUGUGGAUCUGUUCCCGGAAGAGUUACGAUCCAUUCUCAGCCACACAACGGGGACGACCAACGGAACCGCCGACGACGGUCGACCAACCAAGAAGCCGAAGCUACUGCAGCUAUCAAAGGUGACGGCCGUCUCCCGUAUCGAGCAGUACCUCAAAGAGGAAGAAACGCGUGCCCUAGAAGAGAAGGAACGCGCAGAGGCCGAAGAAGAGCUAGACGAAGAUGCCGAGGAGAACGAGGAGGAAGAAGAGUACGAUGAAAAGCCUGAUGCAAUUGACGAGGACGACAACUGGUCUGCCCCCUCAACGGACUCUGAAGAAUCUGAUGAUGACUACAACGCGGAACAAUACUUUGACAAUGGUGAAGACGACUACGGUGGAGACGAAGGUGUAGAUGAGAACACUUAUGAGUAAGGAGUCUAUGCGAGACACAGC